Molecule: messenger RNA, 4455 nt
Organism: Procambarus clarkii (red swamp crayfish)
Lineage: Eukaryota; Metazoa; Arthropoda; Malacostraca; Decapoda; Cambaridae
Product: dnaJ homolog subfamily C member 9
Cellular component (GO): cytoplasm; nucleus
Molecular function (GO): heat shock protein binding
Source: RefSeq, a predicted model, not a curated record
UCCUCGCCACCUUCCCGCGGAAAUCAAUCGUCUGCUCCGAGGUAAACAAAGUGAACCGCAGUUGUGCGUAGUACGUCAAGAUUUAUUUUGAAAUAUCUUCAGUAAUCCGCCAUGACAGGCGUUUUGGAUUGCUGCGAGAAGUUCUUUGGUUCGCGGGAGCUGUAUACAGUGUUGGGGGUUGAGAAGGAUGCAAAUGAAAAUGAAGUAAAGAAGGCAUACCACAGAUUAUCACUGAAGGUUCACCCUGAUCGAGUUGAUCAAAAUGAUAAGCAAGAUGCCACACAGAAAUUUCAGACCCUUGGCAAAGUCUACUCAAUAUUGUCUGACAAGGAUCGACGAUCGGUAUAUGAUGAGACAGGUGAAGUGGAUGAUGAAAAUGUUGCCCCUGAUGAUCGUGAUUGGGACCAAUACUGGCGUUUGUUGUUCAAGAAGAUAACCAUUGAAGAUAUAAAGAAUUUUGAAUCAAAGUAUAAGGAUUCUGAAGAAGAACUGAAUGAUCUGAAGCAAGCCUAUGUAGAUGGUGAGGGAGAUAUGGGUUAUAUUCUGCAAAAUGUACUAUGCUCUUCUAUUGAUGAUGAACCAAGGUUCACAAAGAUAAUAAAGGGAUGGCUCAAGAAGGACGAGGUUCCUGAGUUUAAAAAUUUUUCAAAAGAAAGCAAAAAGAAAAAAGAAACCAGGAAACGUAAGGCAGCAGAAGAAGCAGAGGAAGCAGAAGCAAUGAAAAAAGAACUUGGUCUGGGAGACACCACAGAUAGUUUAAAAGCCCUGAUUCUCAAGCGCGGAAAGCAGCGGGGAGAAGAGAUGGACUCAUUUUUGGAUAACUUGGCUACUAAAUAUGGUGGUGGGGGCAGUGGGAAGAAAAAAGGCUCUAGGAAAGGAGGAAAAUGUUGAGUUGAAUAAAGAUGUCAGAAAUAAUACAAAAAGGAAGGCAUUAAUAUAAAUAAAAAACAGGCAUUGAUAUUCACAAUAAAUAAUGAAAUGCAUUGUCCAGUUUCUCUGCCUGAUAUUGUAGUUAAAUGCUUUAUUUUAAAUGAUCCUAAGACAUGCAACUUUAGGAUUAGAUAAUGUGCUGGUUGCUGGGGGGACAUGAAUAGUGGACACAAAAAUAAUAACAAUUAUAACAUGCAAAUAUUGAAAAAAAAUUAGAAAGUAGGCAUGGAAAGUCACUUCUGAAUAUUAUAUGCAGCUUCUGAUAUUAUGCACAUUUUUCUAAUGUUAUCUUCUCAUUUAUGUAAUUUCUCAAUAUAUUUUACCCAUGGUAAUGCUUUGAAUAACAUAUUCUAUUAGAGAAAACUUCACUAAUAUUUCUUUGAAUAAAACACAAAAGAUAAAUUUUUGUGUGGCGAGUUACCUGUCCUUGCCCCCAAGAGCAUCAAGGUAAAUGGUUUUAGUUUAGUUUAUGUACCACUUCAAAAAGUGAGCAGCACUGCUACAGGCUUUAAACAAAAUUAAUUUCUUGGUGCAUUGUAUUGAAUAAUGGUUGACUUUAAAGGUAAUGCAGUUUUCUGAUGCAUUUGACAUAAGAACCACCAGAGGGAUAGUCUACAAUAUGGCCCAAGUGCAGCUCUUUGUAAAGCCUGUAAAGAUUGUUUACUCAGGAGCAAAGAAGUUAGUGGAAUAAUGUAUGCAGUUCUUUAAGUGACAAAUAAUGUUCAUAUUUAUAUGGAUGAAUGAGCAUUUAUUGGUAAUAAAUUAUACUAGCAUUAAAACAUACACAUGUUUCAGUUCAUUUACAUACCCAAACCUUCAUUAUGUUAAUACAUUAAAAACCUUUAGGUUCUAGGGUUUAUCAUAAUUCAAUAUUGUAAGACCACACUUAGAUAUUACAGUAGUAACAGAUGGUUCCUUAUUGUGUUUUUCUUGUCAUGAUAAUCAAGGCUAAACAUUUGUUUGCUUGGAUGUGUUGUGUAUUAUGUGAAGGUUCAUGUGCAUUGCCUAAUGCAAGACCAAAUCCUAAGGAAAUAUAGGUCAUAUUUCCAAAGUACAGUACAAGGCUUAAGUAUUUUAUUACAGAUACCUUAAAAAUGCUCUGCAAUACUGUUGCAUUACGUUUGCUGAAUGUGUAAUAUGGAUGUCACGGGAAUGUCACUGAUGAUUGAUAACCUUUCAACUGCCGUAAAAAGACAAGAGUUAAAGUUGCACGCACAACAAAGCAUCAUAAAUCCACAUACAGGUAUUCACAAAAUACGGGUUAUGGACUAUCUUCCAAAAUCAGAUUUGAAGGUAGAUGCAGAAAUCCCAGUCUUGUACAUCACAUUUGUUUAUUACAGUGUAUUGGUCUUAGAUGCUGUAAUGUGAAAAGUAAUGAAGCUGCUACCAUUGCAAAUUUGUUUAUAUAGCAGUCAUAUUCAUAUAUCUGUUGAUUAUUCAUUGCUGUAAUAGUUAAUUGUAUAGAUUGUGUCUACAGUAAUAGUUUUGUUUUUGUAAUUUUCAUGUUGAUUGGUUGUGUAUCAUAUUUAUUGUAAUUUUGACCAUUCAUGUUGUUGCAUUUUUUAAGGCUGUAUAUUCAUUAUUGAAUGGAAAUAUACACUUCUCCUUUAAUAUAAAUAUUACAAAAUAUAUUUAAAUUAAGUGGAUUCAUACAGGGAUUUAGGUAGUAUUGUUUGUUAGCACAGUGUAUUGGGAGUCUCUCUCUCAAUGACUGACGAAAUCCUGCACUGCUGAGCAGAAUUUGGGGGUGAUCUUUGCCUCCUGUGCCCGUUUCUCUUCACAGCAUUGUAUUCCUUAGUUUAAACACACCUUUGUACCAUUACUUCCAUGUAGUAUAAUUGUAAAUACUGUAUUGAGAAAUGACAAUAUAUAUUGGAAUUCUGUGAUUGAGCAUGCUUUUAGCAGUUUUAAUGUAUUUAUAAAUACAGUAAAAUUAGUAUUGGUGAUUUUUUGCCAAAUAGUAGUUGUUCCUAUAAAAAAAAUCCCAAGUACAAAAAAACAAAAACAAAGCCAGUUUGGCCAAAAUUCUAUUUUUUAGCAAACUUUGACCUCAUUACUCCCAACCGACUAAAAAGAAAAAGGCUCGUGCAAGUUCUUGAGUGGUAAUACAUACCAGAUUUCCAGCUGAUCCAUCUAGAGAGGUAACACUAAUUACAUUGACAACAUUUCGGUUGACACAUGCAUUGAUGAACCCCCUUCACAAAAUUGUCUUUGUACCCUGAGCUUGCACUAAUAACACACUAAUUGGAGAAACUUACUACAAUGCUGUAGUGCAUGAAUGAACUUAAAAGAAAGGCCCAAUGUAUGUAUAAAUGCAUUACAAAACAAAUUUUUGGAUGUGUAACCCUACAACCUUUCUCAAGGAUGCUGUAUACAAUUCAAUGUAAUACAAAAGAUUAUAUACAGUAUCCUUGAGAAUUUAAUUGAACUUUCAGGGGAAAGGGCCAAGCCAUUACGACUAUAUAGGACUUAGAAGGGGUCAGGAUAAGGAUUUGGGAUGGGGGGGGGGAUGGUGCCCAACCACUUGGACGGUCGAGGAUUAAACUCCGACCUGCAUGAAGCGAGACCGAGUAUCCUUGAGAAGAGAUGUAGGUUACAUCCGAAAAUUUGUUUUUUAAUACAUUUACAUACUGUUUAUUGGGGUCUUUCUUUCACCUUCAUUACCCUAAUUGGUAAGAUUUUUUUUGUGUGCAUGUAUUUACAAGAGAGAUGCUUAUAUUGUAUAUUAAAAUAUAAAAUGAUUCAAAAUUUUGUGAAGGGUAGCAUUCUAGUAGUGGAGAGAGUUUGGUUUUAUGUGGAGUUUUGGCAAGACAUUGUCUAGUAAUGUGCCUACUUUAAAGAGUACCCUGCAGGCCUUCGUCUGAAAGACACAGCUUACAAAAUCAUAUAAUUUGUGUAUUAUGUUUGAUACAAAGUACUGUAUAUUUGUAUAUCAUAACUUAUAAUUUUUAUAUUUGACAAUGUUAAUGUAUAGGACUUUGUUCACAUGGUUCAAAUUUUAAGUAAGAAGGCAAGAGGAUGAUAUAAAAUAGGCAUUAAAUAAAACACUGGCCAGUUUUAGGCCAGUCUUGCCUUCUCAUAUUUUUUUUCUUAAAUAGUUUGUUCCAUUUUAUGCCCAAUUAUGUGAAUUUUUUUGAGUAACAGUUUUAUUUAAUUUGCCACUUAAUAAUAAUAAUAAAAGUUGUUAUUAUUAUUAUUAUUAACUUGCUACAGAACAAAUGCAUGAGCAUAUAUUUUUUAUUACAUUGUUAUACUGUAUUUUUAUUUUAGGAGAACUAAAUUUUCUUCCUGGAGAUGAAUAUAGAAUAAGAUUAUAGUCUAGCUACUUCAAAAUGUGGUGCUUUGGUAAACAUUUCAUAACUGUUAAUCUUUAAUGAGAAGUGAUUGUAAUACACUGUGAUAAAUCAUUGUCAUUGGAUACCCAGUGCAUCAACAUAUAUAAAUUUUCCAACAUGAGGUAUAGUUCUGUUAUUCGUCUGUAUUGAGUUGCUAUAAUAUAAACAUUAUAAAUGCUUUUGUAUUCUA